AUGACAGUGACAAUGCAGCGAUUAUGUGAUCAUGAUAGUGACAGUGAUGAUAAGAGUGACAAUGACAGUGAGUAUGACAGGAAUCAUGAUAGUGACAGUGAUGCCCUCAGCUGUAAUGAGAAUGACUGCGACCCCCUGGACCGUGACUCGCACUACAGCUCCGGCCAGAAGUCCAAGCGCAUGAGGACGUCCUUCAAGCAUCACCAGCUGCGGACCAUGAAGUCCUAUUUUGCCAUCAACCACAACCCUGAUGCCAAGGACCUGAAACAGCUUGCCCAGAAGACAGGCCUUACCAAACGGGUUCUGCAGGUCUGGUUCCAAAACGCCCGGGCAAAAUUCCGACGGAACCUCCUGCGCCAGGAAAACGGCGCGGCGGACAAGGCAUCGGAUGGAUCCACGCUACCGGGUGGGUCACCCUCUGGCCCCGCCUCUGAGAUCUCCAAUGCCUCCCUGAGUCCCUCUAGUACACCCACGACCCUCACGGACCUCACCAACCCUACCAUGCCCCCCACCGUUACCCCAGUGCUGACCUCUGUGAGCGGGGGCCUGGACCUUCACGACUCCAGAAGUCCCCCCCAGACGACUCUUACCAGUUUAUUCUGAUAUCACCUGAUUCCUUCUUCGAAGACCUUCAAGGAAAUGUACUGUAAACAAGACAGUUAAAAAAAGCAUAACGUUAUAACGUUAAAAUAUGACCACAUCUCUUAGUUUUGUCCCAAGCCUAUUUCAAAAUCUUUGUAUGUACGGCUACUAAGCCUAACAGAAAUUUUAUUUGGUUUCUUCUUUUCUGA
Messenger RNA from Scleropages formosus (Asian bonytongue), 791 nucleotides. RefSeq names its product LIM/homeobox protein Lhx2-like. Gene Ontology annotation, biological process: neuron differentiation; regulation of transcription by RNA polymerase II. The record is from RefSeq and is a predicted model, not a curated record. Lineage: Eukaryota; Metazoa; Chordata; Actinopteri; Osteoglossiformes; Osteoglossidae. Gene Ontology annotation, molecular function: DNA-binding transcription factor activity, RNA polymerase II-specific; RNA polymerase II transcription regulatory region sequence-specific DNA binding. The transcript has 3 exons. Bases 1 to 603 code for a protein of 200 amino acids. Gene Ontology annotation, cellular component: nucleus.